AACUCGCCGUAUUUUGCUCUCUCUCAAUCUCUAUCUCUGGUAGCCGUUAUCCCUUUCCAUCACGCAACGCACUCCCCAAAGCGAUUCGCUUUAUUUGUAUGAACCCCUUCCCAAAUCCUCUCCUUCACGUUCUCUUUACCUUCUCCCCUCGUUUCUCUAUAGCUCUUUCCAAUGGGUUCCCUGUCGAAAGGCGAGAGCGUAUUGGUGACGGGAGGGGCCGGCUUCAUCGGCACCCACACCGUGCUCCAGCUCCUUAGGGAGGGAUUCCGCGUCUCCAUCGUCGACAACCUCGACAACUCCGUCGAGGAGGCCGUCGACCGGGUGAGGGCUCUGGCCGGCCCUGAUCUGUCCAAGAACCUCCAUUUCCAUCUGAUUGAUCUCCGGAACAAGGAGGCCUUGGAGAAGAUCUUUUCCCAGACAAGAUUUGAUGCUGUAAUCCAUUUUGCUGGAUUGAAGGCUGUUGGUGAGAGUGUUGCGAAGCCAUUGAUGUACUACAACAACAAUUUGAUAAGCACCAUAAACUUAUAUGAAUUGAUGGGGAAAUAUGGUUGUAAAAAGAUGGUCUUCUCGUCAUCUGCUACUGUUUAUGGGCAACCUGAAAAAAUUCCGUGUGUUGAAGAUUUUGAGCUGGAGGCAAUGAAUCCAUAUGGUCGGACUAAGCUUUUUCUUGAAGAGAUAGCUCGUGAUGUUCACAAGGCUGAUCCAGACUGGAGAAUCAUACUCUUAAGAUACUUCAACCCUGUUGGAGCUCAUGAGAGUGGUCAAAUUGGUGAAGAUCCCAAGGGAAUUCCAAAUAAUCUUAUGCCUUACAUUCAGCAAGUUGCUGUUGGCAGGUUGUGUGAGUUGAAUGUCUAUGGUCAUGAUUAUCCAACAAAGGAUGGUAGUGCAGUUCGUGAUUACAUACAUGUCAUGGACUUGGCUGAUGGUCAUAUAGCGGCACUCCGUAAGCUUUUCUCUACAGAAAACAUCGGAUGCGUAGCCUACAACUUAGGAACUGGAUAUGGCACAUCUGUUCUCGAAAUGGUUGCUGCUUUUGAAAAGGCAUCUGGAAAGAAAAUACCCAUCAAGUUAUGCCCGAGGAGGCCAGGUGAUGCUACAGCUGUCUAUGCUUCUACAGAGAAAGCUCAAAAGGAACUUGGCUGGAGAGCAAAAUAUGGCAUAGAGGAGAUGUGCAGAGACCAGUGGAACUGGGCAAGCAAGUAUCCAUAUGGUUAUCAGCGCCGACCUUAAAAGAAUAAAAGGAUGGGUGAUGUUGGUUGACCUAAUAAUUUUUUUCUGCAAAUUUUGCUAUUCCCAUUCAAGGGUCCUUGUCUUAGCAUGUUCGAUGUUCAAAUGACAUUAUCAAAUUACAAAAAAAGGAUUUAUCAUAAGCUUGGCAAGAGAACAUUACUUUGUCAUCAAACCCAUGCUGAAGUUCUUUUAUUCAUGUUGUGUGAACAAUUGAUUCAAUAUACAGAAACUCUAGCUCAUCAUCCUUCAUGGAAA
Molecule: messenger RNA, 1485 nt
Organism: Phoenix dactylifera (date palm)
Lineage: Eukaryota; Viridiplantae; Streptophyta; Magnoliopsida; Arecales; Arecaceae
Product: bifunctional UDP-glucose 4-epimerase and UDP-xylose 4-epimerase 1
Biological process (GO): galactose metabolic process
Cellular component (GO): cytosol
Molecular function (GO): UDP-glucose 4-epimerase activity
Source: RefSeq, a predicted model, not a curated record